AUGGCCACUACCUCACAUAUCUUGAUCACGGGAGCCACUGGCUUGAUCGGCUUCCGUAUUCUGGUCGCCGCUCUCGAAGCUGGGCACAAAGUUCGUUAUACGGUCCGAUCGGAAGAGAAGGCCAAGACAGUCUCUUCCAACCCUGCCGUCCAGAAGUUGGCUUUUGGUGACCGUCUUUCUCCAGCCAUUAUUCCCGAUUUUGCGGUUGAUGGCGCCUUUGAUGAAGCCCUGAAGGAUAUUACGCAUAUUAUUCACGCUGGAGCUCCCGUCCCCAACGCAGCCUAUGACCCCACUACCCAAGUCUUUCAACCGACGCUGAAGAUUGCCGAUAAUCUGCUCGCGUCGGCGCUCAAGGCCCCCAGCGUGCAACGCGUUGUCAUUACCUCGUCCAUUGUGGGCAAUCUAGGCAUGAUACCUCCACCAACGGUCGUCUCCGCCACGACGCGCGUGCCGCUGCCAGACCCGGUACCUGAGACCUACGACGACGUCUUCAGCGCCUAUAUUACCAGCAAGAUGGUCGAAUUCCAUCGCACCGAUGAGUUCGUCAAAACGCGCAACCCGCACUUUACUGUUGCCCACGUGGUACCUGGCUACGUUUUCGGCCGCAAUGAGCUCGCGCUCGAUAGCCGUAUGAUGCAACAGGAGAAUAGCUCCAACAACUUCCUUAUGAUGUGUAUGCUGGGUGCAGAGCUACCGUUUCCUAUUCAUGGAGGUUUCGUGCAUAUCGACGAUUUGGCUGAUAUCCAUCUGCGCGUCUUGUUCCUCGAGAAGCCGGGUGAAGGCCCCGCAGAUUACGGGAUUGCUACCAAGAUCAACUACGAUACCGUUUUCGACUAUGUUGAGAAUGCGUUCCCCAAGGCUGUUGCGGACGGUGUGUUCAAAAAGGGAAAACUGCACACUUUAAAUGUCGAAUAUGACUCUAGCGACACGGAAAAGCUAUUUGAUAAGAAGCUGAAGAGUUUUGAGAGCGCCGUAGUGGAGGUUGCUGCACAGUAUCUCGAGAAGUUGGGAAAGGAUAAAGCCUAA
Pestalotiopsis fici W106-1 is the source of this 1026-nucleotide messenger RNA. RefSeq lists its product as uncharacterized. Bases 1 to 1026 code for a protein of 341 amino acids. Gene Ontology annotation, molecular function: oxidoreductase activity, acting on the CH-OH group of donors, NAD or NADP as acceptor. Lineage: Eukaryota; Fungi; Ascomycota; Sordariomycetes; Amphisphaeriales; Sporocadaceae. The transcript has a single exon. The record is from RefSeq and is a predicted model, not a curated record.